UGUGUGUGUGUGUGUGUGUGUGUGUGUGUGUGUGAGAGAGAAAUAGAGAAAUAGAGAAAUAGAGAAAUAGAGAAAUAGAGAGCGAUUACAGAAAAUGACAGAGGAAAAUAUAAUUUUCUUUGGCGAUUUAGAAUAUACAGGUAACAUCUUGUUGGGUGAGAACCAGGCAGGAAGGAGUGGUCUCAGACCAAAAGCAGCAACAGUCAUGGUUUGGAGAGCAGGCCUUCUGCUCAGCAUACUGCUAGCUACAGCCACACACACCAUGUCUGCCAGCUUCCCAGAGGACAGUAUACCCCUGGACGCUGUGGAUGCACACUUCUCGCGGCAGUACCCAGUGUUCCGAGGUCGUCCGUCGGGGAACGAGUCACAGCACAGACUGGACUUCCAACUGAUGACCAAGAUACAGGAUACACUGUUCAUCGCUGGCAGAGACCAGGUGUAUCUAGUGAGUCUCCGAGAAUCCUACAGGAAUGAGAUCAUUCCCUACAGGAAGUUAACAUGGAGGUCAGGCGAGGCAGACAGAAAGAACUGUGCCAUGAAGGGGAAACACAGAGAUGAGUGUCAUAACUACAUCAAGGUUCUGGUUCCCAGAAAUGAUGACCUGGUGUUCAUCUGUGGAACAAACGGCUUCAACCCCAUGUGCCGGUACUACAGGCUGGAUAACCUGGAGUUUGAUGGGGAGGAAAUCAGCGGACUGGCACGAUGCCCGUUUGACGCCAAGCAGACCAACGUCGCUCUGUUCGCUGAUGGGAAGCUGUACUCGGCAACGGUUGCUGACUUCCUGGCGAGCGACGCAGUGAUCUACCGUAGUAUGGGUGACGGCUCGGCCCUCAGGACUAUCAAAUACGACUCCAAAUGGCUGAAAGAGCCCCAUUUCCUGCAUGCAGUGGAUUAUGGGAACUAUGUCUACUUCUUCUAGACAGCAGAACACAACAACUUGGGCAAGGCCGUCUACUCCAGAGUGGCUCGUAUCUGUAAGAACGACGUAGGCGGGUCUCAGCGUGUGUUGGAGAAACACUGGACGUCCUUCGUCAAGGCCAGACUCAACUGUUCUGUUCCUGGAGAAUCCUUCUUCUACUUCGAUGUUCUACAGUCCAUCACUGACAUCAUCAACAUCAACGGAGUUCCUUCUGUGGUGGGAGUCUUCACUACACAGAUGAACAGUAUCCCAGGGUCUGCAGUGUGUGCGUUCUCCAUGGAUGACAUAGAGACGGUGUUCAGAGGACGAUUUAAAGAACAGAAAACACCUGACUCUGUCUGGACCGCCUUCCCAGAGGAGAGACUGCCCAAACCCAGGCCAGGCUGCUGUGCGGGCCACGGCCAGGCUGAGUCCUAUAAGACCUCUAUAGAGUUCCCUGAUGAGACCCUCCUCUUCAUCAAGUCUCACCCCCUCAUGGACUCCUCCGUGCCUAACAUAGGAGACGAGCCCUGGUUCACCAAGACACGCGUCAGGUACAGGCUGACAGCCCUGGCGGUGGACAACGCGGCUGGUCCACAUGGUAACUACACGGUGCUGUUCAUUGGUUCAGAGGCGGGCGUGGUGCUGAAGGUUCUAGCCAAGACUUCCCCUCUGUCCCUAAACGACAGCAUCCUAUUGGAGGAGAUUGACCUGUUUAACAGAGCCAAGUGUCUGUCUAACAGUGAGGAUGACAGGCAUAUUUUGUCGCUCCAUGUUGACAGAGACACACACAGUGUGUAUGUAGCUUUCUCAAGCUGUGUGGUUCGCAUGCCUCUCAGCCGCUGUGAGCGGCACACUAACUGCCACAAGUCUUGUAUAGCGUCCAGGGACCCCUACUGUGGCUGGAUGCCUCAUGGAGCCUGUGAGAGGAUCCUGCCUGGAGUUCUGACUGGUUAUGAGCAGGAUGUAGAGUUUGGGAACACGGUUCAGCUGGGAGACUGCCAUGUGUUUUUGGCCACUACAUCUGCGACAGAUUACAAAUCAUUUGGUGACCCGACCUCUGACAUGGAGUUGUCAUCUACGUCAUUCACAGACCAGCCCAGUGGGCCCAUACACCCCCCAGUACCCCCAGUACUCACCCCCACCCUGAGCCCCCAUCCUGGGUUUGGUCCUGGGGAAGGGCCUGGGUUGGGGCCUGGGGCUGGUUUUCCAGACCUGUAUGGCUCAGGGUUUGUGCAGCAGGAUGACCCGGCCACCUCCCAUUCACUAGAGUCACUCCCAGGGGGCCUAGAGGGUGUGUGGGAGAUCCAGGCGGGAGAAGCCAAUCAGAUGGUCCACAUGAAUAUCCUGAUCAGCUGUGUGUUGGCUGCCUUCCUCCUGGGUGCGCUAGUGGCCGGCCUGGUGGUGUUCUGCUACAGAGACUCCUUCCUCCGCCACAAGCCCCGGCACGCCCACAAGGAUGCAGAGUCAGCCCCCUCCUGCAGCGACUCCACCGGAUCCUUCGCUAAGCUCAACGGGCUCUUCGACAGUCCUGUCAAGGAGUACCAGCCAAGUCUGGACUGUCCCAAGCUGUACACCAACUUACUGAGCAGUGGUAAGGACCUGACGCCUAACGGAGACACCAAGACCAUGAUCCUCCGGGACGGCUGUCAGCCCCAGCUGGCCGCCCUGCCCACCCCCGAGUCUACCCCUGUGCUGCAGCAGAAAGGCCUGCAGCCAAUCAGGAACCAAUGGGAGCGAGCCAAUCACCACGGGAAGAUCAACGGAUCCAGGAAGAACUCCAACUCUACCUCCUCCUCCAUUGCCAAGAGUCCCCAGUUCCACCCCAGUUCCCCCCCUCCUCACCCCCAGCCCCACGCCCACCCUGCGCUGGGACACUCCCACAUCCCCAGCGCCGUCGUCCUUCCCAACGCCACGCACGAAUACCGCAGUGGUUACCAUGGAAACCCGACCGACGACGUCACGCCGCCGCGCACCCUGGACAGGAAGCCAGAGAACAUGGAACACCUGCAGGCCACGCCCCCUCAUUCUAAAGGAAGCAGGAAGGAGCAGAAGAGGUCGCUGGAUGCCAGGAACACACUGAACGACCUGCUGAAGCACCUGAACGAUGCUAACACGGCUAACGCUAGCUCCAAGGCUAUCCUCCAAGAGGGGGCCGGCUCAGCGCCCCGACCCAGCAGACAACACCUGAUGCUGGAGCCUCUAGGGGACAUCACUGAGGUUCCCCCCAAGGUCCCCAGCCGAGAGGCCUCUCUUUACUCCCCCUCCUCCUCCUCCUCUCUGCCCAGGCACAGCCCCACCAAGAGGGUAGACGUCCCACUGCCCUCCACCCCUAGCUCCCCCACAGGCAGCCUGGGUAUGGGAGGAAGCAUGAGCGGCACCCUGGAGAGGAGGUACGGCUCUCAUCACAGGAUCUCUUCUCACAGACACUCACUCACCGCCACCUCUCCCAACGGGGUCAGUAUGGGGGUGUCGUUGUCCCACCAACACAGUAUGAACAGAGGGGGGUACAUGCCCCCCACCCCUCCCUCCAGACUGGACUCCCAGAGGGGGCUUCACUCCCCCCAUCAACACCCCCACCCCCCCUCCCUGUCCCGCCAGAGCAGCUACAGUGGGCACGGCUCGCUCCCCCGCCAGGGGCUUAAACGAACCCCGUCCCUAAAGCCUGACGUCCCCCCUAAACCCAACGCCUUCACCCCACAGACUCCUCAGAUGAGGGUGGUCAACAAGUACAGCUACUAGGACACCAUAGACACUAUGGAGUGUACUACCAAGGGACGGGGCAGGGGCACUACUGAGUGUGCUCUAGAGCCAGACUGGUUGUGAGAAGGCUUAGGGAGAGAGUAGGAUCAUGUGUGUGUCGGUGUGUGUUCCCAGUGGAAUGAUUCAUUCCUUCACUCUAAAAAGAGAAAAUCACACCAGAUGUGACGUGGAGGUCUGUGUCUUGUCUUGUGGCUCCAUGUUUCUCUCCAUCUCACAACACACUGGUCAGUCUCCUCUAACCCUGACCCCUGGCCCUGACUCACUAACCCCAGCCCAGCCCCAGGACAUAAGGCAGGAUGGGGGUAGGGGUCCUGAAGGGGACUAGCGUGGCCCCCAGUGUGUAGCCUGGCCCUAUGAUCCCGACUGUGGACGGUACGAGGUCUAACUCCGAGAACUACUUGAAGAAUGGGUCUGAUGUCUCACUGUCACUAAGCACUGUCUGUUUGUGUCACAAAUGGCACCCUAUUCCCCUUUGUUGUCAACUACUUCUGACCACGGCACAUAGGCCUGGUUGUACCUAGUGCACUAUAUAGGGAAUAAGGGUGCCAUUUGGGGGACACCCUAUGUCUUCCCAUGAAUGUGAACUGGACUGAACUGAACAAGGAGGAGGAAUACAAUAGAACUGUUUGUAUCUUAUAUGUCUGACUGAUGGGGGAGAGCAGCGAGGAGACACACUAAACAUAGUGUCCCUUUAGUGUCCCUUUAGAGGUGUUUAACUCAACUAUAAAGACUGAGGAGGAAGGAAGGCAACAGAGAGAACACCACUGUGUGUCAGCUGGAGGGUAAAACCCAAUGUACAGCAAACACAUACACACACACUUUGCUUGGGGAGGUGAAAGGCCUGGCUGCCUACGUACCCUAACAGGGACCCUCUGUAACUCACUGGGAUAACUACUAAACACGUUUGCUGCUAUUGGUUUAUGAUGAGUAAUGUAUGUUGAGUGUAUUUAGUCCUCUUAUGUGUCUGUACCCUACAGCUGCCAUUGUCUCCUGGCGUGUGUGUGUGUGUGUGUGUGUGUGUGUGUGUGUGUGUGUGUGUGUGUGUGUGUGUGUGUGUGUGUGUGUGUGUGUGUGUGUGUGUGUGUGUGUGUGUGUGUGUGUGUGUGUGUGUGUGUGUGUGUGUGUGUGUGUGUGUGUGUGUGUGUGUGUGUGUGUGUGUGUGUGUGUGUGUGUGUGUGUGUGUGUGUGUGCGUACAGACCAUGCAAUUCAAUGCACUGUUAUAACAGGCUCCAGUGACAUCAGAGUCCUCUAUCAACACAUACCACUCUUCUCCUGUCUCACACAGACACACAGAUACAAACGGUCGAUGCAGAGACCUUUCCUCCAGUCUUUCAAUGUAGCAGAGUGGUAUUUAGAAACAUUUCAUCCAAGCCACUUCAACAGGCUGGUGUUGUUUUGGUUUGGUUUUCUUUAUUUUAUUCAGAAAUGAAAGACGUAAACAUUUUAAGCAACACCAAUGGGUUUAGUUCUGUCAGGUUGAAAUGGCGUCCUGUAACAUGUCUGUCUGUCUCACCUACCAACUGCAUGUCCAUCACUAGUGUUAGUCUCUGUGCUCCGUUGGGAGUUCACACACUGCUCUCUGUGUGGUAGUUGCCCCAAGGUACAGAUGCAGGAUCAGCUUACCCUCUCUCAAACCUAAUCUUAACCAUUUCCAGGGUAACUGAUCUUAGAUCUUCGGUUCUCUGGUUGCCAUUUUGGUUCCAGAGGCAGUGUUGUGUUUGCAGUUUCCCAGUGAGUGUACAAUCACACCAACAUUUACCAAUGUGUCCUACCGAGUCAUGCUGGUAAUGACAAGAUACUGUACAUAUUAUAAAUAUAUGAGUAUACAUAUUUUUAGGCCAGUUAACCCCAAUCUGUGCAUCGUGUGCCUUAAUUCAACGAAUGAUCGAUAUACAGAAAUAUUGAGGGAAAAAAGUGAUUUGGUCCUGAAUGUCAUUAUUGUUACAAUAUAACCUAAGCAACUCUGAUUAUUUGAAUUCAGAGUGAAAUUUGUGUUCUGCAUUUCAAUUUGUAUUUAUCUACCAAACUGCAGUUAUUUUGAUUCUAGAACUAAGAGUCGGUUUAGUCACCAACAUUCCAUUACAGAAUGCAGACUGAAGCAAAGCAUGCUGGGAUUACAGUAUCCGUAUAUGACCUCAUGAAGAAGAAGGCUGCUGAUAGAACAAGCUGAGGUUCCAUGCAGUGAAUGUACUAUUAUGGCAAGGGGAUGUAGACUGACUCUUGUCUUUUCUCUAAACGCUUUGCUUCAAAACACUCAGCUCAACAUGGCACUAUACAGCCAAUAUACAGUAAACAGUCAAUACAGUACUCAAUAAACCAUCCAACCCAGUAUUAAGGUAAACACUCCGGGUAAUUAUUAUAGAUCAAAGAUGUGUAUCUAAUGGCUUAAUAAACUGUUCCAUUAGAGUGAGCAGUGGUCAUGUGACCGGGACAUGUAAAACAACAGGAUGUGGGUCAGAUCUCACAUUGACAUUGAGGUUCAUGAUUUGGGUACAUUUACUUUAUUUGGGGAAUUAAUUUGUCUGCCUGUUUGGAACCCGAAGCCACAUUUUGUUUCAAAAAGAUAAUGGUAUUAAUUAAAGUCUGUUGUCUAUCAGUCGUCCUCUGCUAACCAGCGUUUGGGCUCACACACACACACACACACACACACACACACACACACACACACACACACACACACACACACACACACACACACACACACACACACACACACACACACACACACACACACACACACACACACACACACACACACACACACACACACACACACACACACACACACACACACACCCCUGUUCCAUGCGUCCAGACAUGCUGUGCUCAGCUGUCUUGUGCAUUGCCAUAUUGACCUGGAUCUUUGUGUUGCAGUGUCAGUCUAAAGCCUUCCUACCCUCCUGUCUAUCUAUGCUCUGUGUGUGCAGAUGAACCAGCCUCGUUGACAUUACCUUUCUAAUACUGUUCUGAUUGGACAGUAAGCCCUCCUGAUGUUUGUUCAGAGUGUUUGUAGAUAUGUUGUAAAGUUGGAACUGUGAAUGUGUACAAAAUGAUCGUCUUUUGUUUCAGGACUUCUUGUUGAAUUUUUUUUAACACGGCAUGUAUAGUUGAAAUAAAAUAUUACUGCACAGAAUUCUGA
Messenger RNA from Oncorhynchus gorbuscha (pink salmon), 6801 nucleotides. RefSeq names its product semaphorin-6D-like. Gene Ontology annotation, biological process: neural crest cell migration; negative regulation of axon extension involved in axon guidance; axon guidance. Lineage: Eukaryota; Metazoa; Chordata; Actinopteri; Salmoniformes; Salmonidae. The record is from RefSeq and is a predicted model, not a curated record. Gene Ontology annotation, molecular function: semaphorin receptor binding; chemorepellent activity.